This is a messenger RNA of Menidia menidia (Atlantic silverside), 1401 nucleotides long. NCBI's taxonomy places the organism in Eukaryota, Metazoa, Chordata, Actinopteri, Atheriniformes, Atherinopsidae. The record is from the annotation of a GenBank genome assembly.
AUGGCGGACACUGAGGACGAUGAUUAUCAGAACAGAAUCAAAGAGGGCGACUACGUGGUGUUACAACGAGGGUGCAUCUACAAGGCUGUCCAAAUUCAGCCAAAGACGAAGGUGAUUUUCGAGAAGCAGUGGAUCUUUCUGGACAAUUCUGUGGGGAAUUUGUACAAUACAACGUUUGAGAUUUUGGCAGGUGGCAACCUGCAACCAAAGGAAGACGAGGACACCGAGAGCCCCGCAGACACAAAGGUGACAGGGGCAGACAACAGAAACAUUAUUGAUGACGGCAAGUCACAAACACUGACCAGGGACGACAUCGAGAUACUGAAAGAGAAAAAUCUGAAGCCUACGGAAAUCAUUCAGCAGCUCAUAGAACACAGCUCCACCUUCAAUAAUAAGACCGAAUAUGCCCAGGAUAAGUACAUCGAGAAGAAGAAAAAGAAGUAUGAAAAUGCUGUGACGAUCCUGAAGCCAACUUGCCGCAUCCUGGCUAUGAUGUAUCAUGGCCGCGAACCAGGGAAGAUUUGUCACCUGAGGUAUGACACACUUGCCCAGAUGCUGACUCUGGGAAACAUCCAUGCGGGAAGUAAGAUUCUGGUGUUUGAAACUUGCGCUGGACUUGUAAUGGGAGCCAUCAUGGAAAGGAUGGGAGGCUACGGCUCGGUGAUCCAAAUGUACCCAGGGGGGGCGCCUGUUAGGGCAGGUGUGGAGAGCUUUGGCUUUCCUGCACAGUAUGGUGAUAUGCUGCAUGAGUUUCCCAUCUGCCACGUCAACGCUUUGCUGGCAGGCACCCUGAACACCACUGUCAAGGAACCUGCUGUCGAGCAGAAGGAGCUCAGCACAGCUGCAGAAGAGAAGCAGAAUCAGCCCAGGGCAGAACCACAGGAAGGCAGUCCAGAGGAACAGAGCAUGGAGGCGGACCAGCACCAGGAGAAAACAGACUUGGAGAACCGCAAAGAAUCCAAGGCUCAGGAAAAAAAGGCAAAGCUGAGGGAGAAGCGGAAAAAACUGGCUGCUGCAGCUGCCCUGCUGGAAGGCAGGAAUGCUGACGGGUUGGUUAUAGCGAGCCGCUUUCACCCGUGCCCAGUCCUCCUGGGCCUGCUCAAAUUUCUCUCCCCCUCUCGGCCUUUCGUGGUGUAUUCCCAGUUCAAAGAGCCUCUUAUUGAAUGCUACACAAAACUCAGAGAACAAGGGGGCACGGUCAACCUCCGGCUCACAGACACCUGGCUCAGACAUUACCAGGUGAUGCCAGACCGGACGCGUCCCCAGCUUCAGAUGAGCGGGGGUGGGGGCUACCUCCUCUCAGGGACAACUGUUGCCAUGGACCGCUCCAAACCAGCAGGCUCAUGUAAAGCUGAGGAACCAGCACCAAAGAGACAGAAACUGGAAGAAACUGAGGGGUAA